UUUAGACAUGGGGUUGCGCGCACACAAGCACACGCACGUACAGACGUCCGGGCCCAGCUAGCUCUAACCGGCUAGCAGGAUUGAUGACACCUCCCCGAAACCUCGGCAGCAGCGAAGCUGCACAGUCGACAUGGCAGGAAAAUAUCGCAACAGUUCUGUAAAGAAGGAUGAAAUACUUCCAAGUCAUUUGGAAUAAUAUUUGUCACGAGAUGUGAUCCACCAUCCACAAUGUGUGAGGAUAUUUAAGAACGAUUUAGUUCGGAAAAAAACAAAUCUUGAUUCCAGUGGAAUCUUCCAUAUAUCUAUAUAUAUAUAUAAUUAUUAUAUUUUUUCUUUGUGUUAAUUUGUACUUACAUUUAUAUAUACACCCAUCCCAUCAACAUAUAACCAUGCCUGUGCAAGCGCCACAAUGGACAGAGUUUCUGCUGUGCCCAAUCUGCACGCAGACGUUUGAAGAGACUGUUCGCCGGCCAAUCAGCUUGGGCUGUGGACAUACUGUGUGCAAGAUGUGCCUGAACAAGUUGCACCGCAAGGCCUGUCCCUUUGACCAGACAGCCAUCAGCACAGACAUCGAGCAGUUACCUGUCAACACAGCCCUGUUGCAGCUGGUGGGAGGCCAGGUUCCCAAGGCCCAGCCGGUUGCUUUGAUUACAAGUCCAGAGGACGCUCAGAACUAUGAGGUGGCGAGACAGUGUGUGGAGGAGCUGGCCCUCUACCUCAAACCCCUCAGCAACACCCGAGGUGUGGGUCUGAGCAGCACAGCCCAAAGCAUGCUGAGUCGACCCAUGCAGAGGAAAUUGGUAACUUUGGUUCACUGCCAGCUGGUGGAGGAGGAGGGACGUGUUAGGGCCAUGAGAGCUGCCCGCUCUCUUGGCGAGCGAACUGUCACCGAACUCAUCCUGCAGCACCAGAAUCCACAGCAGCUCUCCUCUAAUCUGUGGGCGGCUGUUCGUGCACGGGGUUGUCAGUUUCUUGGCCCAGCAAUGCAGGAGGAAGCCCUCAAGUUGGUUCUUCUUGCUCUGGAGGAUGGUUCUGCUUUGUCCAGGAAAGUGCUGGUUCUUUUUGUUGUCCAAAGGCUUGAACCACGCUUCCCUCAGGCCUCUAAAACCAGUAUAGGCCAUGUGGUGCAGCUCCUUUAUAGGGCUUCCUGCUUCAAGGUUACCAAACGGGAUGAAGAUUCCUCCCUCAUGCAGCUGAAAGAGGAGUUUCGUACUUACGAGGCUCUGCGGCGGGAGCAUGACUCUCAGAUCGUUCAGAUUGCUAUGGAAGGUGGAUUACGUAUUGCACCUGACCAGUGGUCUUCUCUGUUGUAUGGAGAUCAGUCUCACAAGUCACAUAUGCAGUCUAUCAUAGAUAAGCUGCAGACCCCGGCAUCUUUUGCUCAAAGUGUACAGGAGCUGACAAUUGCACUGCAAAGGACUGGAGACCCAGCCAACCUCAACAGACUACGACCCCAUUUAGAACUGUUGGCAAACAUCGACCCCAGUCCUGAUGCUCCUCCUCCGACAUGGGAGCAGCUUGAGAAGGGGUUGGUAGCAGUGAAAACAGUGGUACAUGGCCUGGUUGAUUUCAUUCAACACCACAGCAAGAAAGGAGCCGAUCCUCAACAGCCUCCUCAGCACAGCAAAUACAAAACAUACAUGUGCCGUGACAUGAAGCAGAAAGGCGGCUGUCCUCGUGGAGCCAGCUGUACGUUUGCACACUCUCAGGAAGAACUAGAGAAGUAUCGUAAGAUGAAUAAGCGUCUGGCCACUCGCCCAGGAGUUGGGGUGGUUUUUACAGACGACGGCCUCACUCCUGAUGUAGCAGUGACCCCAAAGCUUUCCCCGGUCACCAAUGGCAGCGGUGCCCCAAACUUGCCCCAAUUAGUCGCUCGUGGCACCGACACAGUCCCAUAUGAGCUGUUGUCUAAACCUGUCAAGAUGGAUGGAGGAAGUCCAAGUGUCCCAGGAUCGCCACCUGAUGUCCUGGACUCCAUGCCCAAAUCCGGUAUACCACUGCCACCUCAUGCAAUGGUUCACCCCAGGUUGCCAUCAGAUCACCUCUCGGGGGUUAAGCACAUGUCCGGGGUUGCCAGAGGUUCACCAGUCUAUUCUCAACCGCAACCCCGUGAUGUAUAUGACAUUCGUCCCCCGCCUGCCUCUCAGUAUGAGCCGCCUCAGUACCCAGCAAGUUAUCCCUACCAACAGCCAACGCAGUAUGUUUCUCGAGAAUACAUCCGUAACCCCCCUCCGCCGAGCGAGUCAGGACCCCCUUACCACGACCCUUACACAGGCUACAGUGCUCCAGAGCGCCCCUACCAUUCCCAGCACUCUGGUCCACCUUUUCCCUAUACUCACUAUGACAGAGGUCACCACGGUGCUUACGGUGCCCCACCACCUCCCCCGCAGACUUAUCCAACUCAGAGGGAUUCUCUUGUCAAAAUGAGUCCGGCUCCCCUUGAUGUUCCACCACCCUCAGCAGGACAGGCCAACUCACUCUACUAUCAAGAGUCAAGUGCCCGGGAUAGAUACGCUCCAGAUGGUUACUAUCAGACGGGUUCCCAGCCUCCCCCUAUGAGGACUUAUGUCAGGGGGUCACCAUACAGCAGUUCGCAGACCACCCUAGACUAUCUCCAUCGACGACGGCAGGAGCUGUUAUCUCAGCUGGCAGAAAGGAAGGUGAUCUCUCCUCCACCGUUUGCCGCUUCCCCCACUCUUUCACAUCCCUUCCCCAACGACUACCCCACUGAGUAUGGCGAUGAGAGCUCCAAAACAAUACUGAAAGGCAGAGAGCCCGACUAUGCAGGGCAGUACUCCCCCUGGUCCUGCGAAACCAUUGGCUCUUAUAUUAGCACAAAGGAUGCCAAGCCCAAAAAUGUGAUGGUUCCUGGUGCCAUGGAAAUGAUGAACGUGGAGGAUAAAGGUCCGAGGGAACCAUCAAUGGAGGCUCCUCGGAGGGGAACAGAAGUGAAAGAUGAUGACCCUAUUAUACCUUUUGGCCCCCAGCCCACUGUGUCGCGCUUCGGCGCCAUCUCCCGCACUUCAAAGACAGGCUACCAGACCACUGGCCCAGUGCAAGCUAUGGCUUCCACUUCCCAGAACCCCAACUCUAAACACAUGACCAUGCCAGAUUACUCAUAUGGAAGUCAUGGGGGAUGGGGCGGGGCUUCGUACCCCUCCCACCAGAUUGCCCCCUCCUCUCAGGGACACUUUAUUGAGCGCCUUCCCAUGACAACCCCAGACAGAGAACAGUUGAAGAUUGAGCUGCAGCAGGUCAAUCAGCAGAUCACCCAACAGACUCAGAUGCACAACAUAGAGGCUGCCAGUAACUCUUUGCUCCUGCAGAGGGAGACUAGUGCAUUGGUAGGUCAGCCCCUGCAGCCCAUCCAGGGCCAGACAGCACACAGCACACAGCAACCUCAGCCCAAGUGGCCAGCAGGGGGUGCAAGUGUGUCAGCUAUCUCCAAUGAGCAGUUAAGCUUGGAGCUCCACCAGGUGGAGAGAGAAAUAGGCAAGAGGACCCGAGAGAUGGCGUUGGAAAACCAGAUAACUCAUGAUGUUCAGCAGUACAAAAUGCAGCCUGCAGAAAAUGGACAGCCAGAACAAGAGACCCAGCUUGAAGAAAUGUCUCUGGCUCUUGGCGAUGUGUCCAACGGCUCCAGCGGUCUGCAAGAAAGUGCAGUGGGUGGGUCCAUGCUGUCUCUGACCAGUAAGACAGCCGCAUUGAGCCUGUGUUCUGACCAAGUCAUCACCGGUUCAGAGAUGCAGAAAAACGGCGUUGUUCAUUCCUGCUCUUAGGAAGUACACACUUACUCACACACACACCUACACACAAACACACACAAGAUGCUCAUUUGAAAAGCAUGCACAGGCACACAUACACCAAUUCUAUUUAGAAGAUGAGCAGUAUCUGCCGUGAUGAAUUUUCUUUCUUUUUGUUCUGUGAAUGAGCUUUUUUAUGACUUUCCUUGCCUGGAAACCAGAGCAUAUAAUAACAUUUCUUGUGUGUUAUUUCUUUUUUUUUUUUUUUGUACUGGUAUUUGAUUAACAAGGCUCACAAUUGAUACAUCAAGAAGUAUAAAUGGUGGUGAUGAUGACAGCAUUUGCAUAUUAAUUUGAAAUAGAUACGACACCUUAAAAGCAACAGUAGCAGCAAAUUGAUUGCCCUGUCCUAAUAACAGGUUCUUUGUUUACCUGCAGAGUCGUACUUAUAGUACGUAUAGUUGGAACGGUUACAUGCAGAGGUGCGCAAGUCAAAAAGCAUUUUCUCAUCACAUACAUUUUGAGGAGCUCUUCUCAAAAGUCCUGUAAUGUGACAAAACUAUAGGAAGGAGCUCAAAUGUGUGGCUCGGUGCUCGCCCCCAAAAUCGUAACGAGAGGUUGGCCAGAUGUGGAUGCCUGAGGAGGGAAAGGCAGCAUCAAGUUCCACCUGUAUUCAGCCAAAAUAGAUACGUCAGGUGCUUUCAGAAAUGCAUUACUUCAGGAAGUUAAGAUUUUUAUUCUUGUAUUUUAUGAACAACAUAAUUUCUAUUUCAUACGUGAAAGCAGUAUCUAUUUAAUGAAAGCAUUCUGUUUUAAAGAUUGCAGUUGUGUUGAUAAUGAGAUUUCUUUUCGAUAAGGGAAUAUUGGGUGCUUCUCUUGGUUGCGGCGUGACCUUGAAGUGGUUUAAUUUCAGCACCCCUUUGCCUGUGUUUCUGAGCACAGUUAGGCCUAUCUCGUAAUGAAAUAUGUUAUCCUCAGAAGUAUUUUUGAGUGCCGCACAUUACUUGGCGGAGAGAACAUCUUACUACUUCAAUAAACGAUAAGAACCUUAAUUUUUCAAAUAUUAAAACUACUAAAAAAAAAGUACUUCCCUCAUCAGAGCUUCUCCUCUGGCCACACAGAGGCCUCCCCAUUGGGAUUAUCUUGUCAUUUGUUCACAUAACUUCUAUGAAGUUGCCUUCCCUUGUGUUUUUUUUUUUUUUUUUUUUUAGUUUAAUUUUGACUGUUUGCUUUACAUUGUUACAAUUUUGGGGUGGUGCAGCUUACCUCCUGAAACCUUCAUAGAGCAUUGCUGAAAACGUGUCGUCCUUUCUUUGGAAUAGCUGCAUUUUGUGCUAAUCCCUGGAAAGCCUCCUGUCGUAGUUGGCGAAACGUUUGGAAAAUGAUGUUUACAGCUUGGAGAAUGGCAACGUUAGUUACUGAAACAGAAAUCUUCCCCUUUCAAACGGUCUGUCCUCAAGUGUACUUAUGACAACCGACCAAAAAGUCGAUUUAACAUCGGUUUUGCCAUUGCAUGCCGUCCUCAUCACCACCAUUACUACUGCUAUAGCUCUUUCUUCAGCAUAUGGACUGUUUACCACUGAUUCUCAACACAGAGCGCUCUGCCUUCUGUAAACAAUUAGCAUGAUUUCAUGUGCUUGAACGGUUAAAAAGAUAGAGACGUUCCGGGUCAAGUUGUUGUAUCAAGCCCUCUUUUUGCUUAUAAACUGACACUUUGACAAAUCCCUGAUUACUGAUGAAUCAGAUCAAGGCAUAAACACAUCUGUGUGCCCUCAUCAGGUGUUGUAGGGCAACGCUUUUAAUUCGUCAGCACCAGGAUAGCAAUUUUGUUUAUUUCCAUCCACACUUAAAGCCUCAGGCUGCUCCUUGCUGCGUUUAUUGUUUAGGUACACAGCUCACUUAUACAUAUGAGUAUGUAUACAUACAUUAGUAUACUAAAGCACUAUUAAUGUGCCACCUCUUACUCUACUUGCUCAGCAUUUAUAUUAAAUGAUCUCUACUUAGAAUCAGCUUAAUGUUGUUUUUGGUUUGUUUUUUUACUUGUUUUUCUGUCCACUGGUUGCCAACACAGACUUUAUCCUUUCCCAGACGAAGGACCUCUGUGUGCAUUGAUGUGUGUUCAUUUAAUCUUUUGUGUUCAAACAAAGUUGUUCUUUAUAGAAUAUGCUUCCGAAGAUGACAAAAUCUGUAACUUUGGAAAAUUUAUAUGGAGAUGUUUUUUUUUUUUUGUGUGAUAGAUUGGAUUGUAGGAAACGUACCAUCAUUUUGUUUGUUUUUGGUUCCCCCCCCCUUGUGCUGUACCUGGUAGUGUUGAGAUUUUAGAACGGGUUUGUCCCCCCACCUUCACCGCUGCUCCAGUGAAAACAACCAGGACGUUUCUUCUGACAGAUAAGCUUUCAUUUCCUCUGUAAUACUCUUUUUACAUUAUUUGUUUAAGGAGCAUUAGAUCUGAAAAAUUAACACAUCAUGAUUUAGAGACAUACCAAUGAUCUCUAAAUUAGAGUUAAGCCAAAACGACCAAAAAGCUCAUUCUGCUUGAUGGGUCACUGCAGGUCUGAAUGAGCCUAAAACACCUUCUUAGCUUAGUGGAGCGUUUUUGUGCAGUGAUUGUAUGGGGGGAGUUUACUUUAUAGUAAAUGGCAAAGAUGUUAAUUUCAAUCUUGUGUGUUUUUGUUUUGAGUGAAACUGCUGCCUACACCUUUUGAUGGUAAAACAACCACCCUCACCCUUGACCACUGACCUCUGUUACUGCUGUUCGAGGCUCACAUUUUAUUCUCAGACUUUGAGGAAAUUCACAAAUCGUUUUUUUUAUAUUAUUACUCCCUUGUAAAAUAUCUCUUAAAUUAAGGUACAGGUUUGAUUUCAGCAAGAAAAACGUUUUUAUAUGUAUAUUAUACUCCAUUAAGGAAUGUCUAGAAUUAUCUUCCUCCAAUGUGGAUGUAGCCAUUAUUACGCCAUUUUAUGACUUUGUAAGAGAAUUCACUGUGUGAAAAUUGGUUUGCAUUUUUGUAUAAUACAAUCUGCUUUCUUUUUUUUUUGUUUGAUACAAGAGGGAGCUUAAACUGGAUGUUUGAAGAAAGGAAAAAGAACCUGUGAAAUUGAGAAAAGAAAAUGUAACUUAUGAGCAACAGUGAUUCUAAACUGAGGGGGAAAGAUUAAAUGAUAUUGCUAACUGAGA
This is a messenger RNA of Girardinichthys multiradiatus, 6921 nucleotides long. RefSeq names its product ring finger and CCCH-type domains 1b (gene rc3h1b). Gene Ontology annotation, molecular function: metal ion binding. Lineage: Eukaryota; Metazoa; Chordata; Actinopteri; Cyprinodontiformes; Goodeidae. The record is from RefSeq and is a predicted model, not a curated record. The transcript has 20 exons. The coding region runs from base 390 to 3779 and encodes 1129 amino acids.